AUGGGUCUCUCAGGUAGAAAAGAAAAGCAGCGUAUCCCAAACGAUCCUCGUAAUCUUUCGUGGGCGAAUAAUGCGGCCAAAUUUGGUCAAGCCUAUCUCUCAAAGCUGGGCUGGGACCCGUCACAAGGUCUCGGCGUCGCAGGCGACGGGCGCACGAAAGCUAUUGCCGUCGAACAAAAGUUGGACAUGCUCGGAAUCGGAAUGCAGCACCAGAGAGAGGAAGGAGGCGUCGCGUGGAGGCAGAACAAGGACUUUGAGAGGUUAUUGAGAAGGUUGAACGGACAGGACGAGGGCGGGAGUGGGAUGAAGGUGGAAGGGUUUGAUCGGGCGACGGAAGAGGCGGUGGACAACACGAAGGCGCAGGACAGUGCUAGCUCAGAGGGGAAGAUGGAGGCAGAACAGUCAGAGGAGGGCAAGAAGGAUAGGAAGAAGCGAAAGAAGGAGGACGCGGAUGGUGAGGACGACAGGAAGGAGAAGAAGCGGAAAAGGUCCAAAGACGAGUCUUCCUCGUCCGGCAAGGACAAGAAGGACAAGAAGAAGAAGAAAAGCAAGUCGUCCUCCAGUGACGAUGAACCCUCCCCUUCAACUACACCAGUCGAGGUCACUGUCGCCGAUAUACCCAUCGCUACUCCAACUCCCAUGCGAGCUCCUCCCCGUGCACACCGCGCCCGCAACAUUCGCGCCAAACGUCUUGCCUCCCUCACACCCUCUGCUCUCUCCGAAAUUCUGGGCAUCCCAUCGGCCCCAACCACACCCAAACCCGGAUCGUCAUCCACCUCCACACCAUCGACAUCAUCUCCCGCGCCACAAAUGGAAGGGACACUCACAGUUAUCGAUGACGCCGCCGCCAACGAUCUUCACAAGCUGAAAACGUCAACACAGAGCGUAGCAGAUUAUUUCAAGGCGAAAUUAGCUGCUAAAUCGAGCUCAGCUUCGGGUUCGAGGUUGAAGGAGGAAGUUCUGGCAUAUGAACAAGUUAUCGAGCGAGAGGAAGAGAAGGAACCACGACGAAUGGGACUAGGAUCGUCUUCGUCGAUGGGAAAAGGUCUUGGAUUCGUUAGUGGCGGUGGCACGGGCGCUAGUGGCUUUGGUCUGCCCAGCACUUCCACCACGGCACAGGGAGACGGCACCACCGGGGAGGAUCGCUCGGGACCGGGCUCUCCAAAGUCGACUUCGAAGUUUGCUGGAAUGUUCGCUUCGGCCGGCAUUUCGACGCCGGCGGCUAUUAAAGUCGAGACGAAGGUGGAAGCGGAGGUCGUCACUGGAAAUGCCGGCGAUGAGCAGGAUGCAAAGCGAAAGGCGAAGGAAGAGAAGAGGCUGAAGAAGGAGAGGCGUAAGGCUGAGAAGGCUGAGACGAAAGGCAAAGGCAAGGCUAGGGAAAUCGAACCACAGGCCAACGAUCCUGUUGUUGACGAGGGCGUGGAAGAGGUAGAAGCCGCCGCGGAGGUCAAUGGCCAGGCGAAGAAGAAAAAAGAUAAAAAGAGACGGGUGAAGGGAGAGGCGGUAAAGGACAGUGAUGAGGGUAGGAUAGCAAAGGAGAGGAAGAAGGAGAAGAAGCGCAAGAGGGACCAGGAGGCGGACGUUGGCUCUGAGGUGGUGGAAGAGCUCGCCGAGGAGAAGAGCGUGAAGGAGAAAAAGAGUAGUAAAAACAAGAAGAGGAAGGAACAGGUGGAGUAG
Molecule: messenger RNA, 1677 nt
Organism: Stereum hirsutum FP-91666 SS1
Lineage: Eukaryota; Fungi; Basidiomycota; Agaricomycetes; Russulales; Stereaceae
Exons: 3
Coding region: 1-1677 (558 amino acids)
Molecular function (GO): nucleic acid binding
Source: RefSeq, a predicted model, not a curated record